UCGAAUUUCUGAUGCAAUAUUCGUUAACAAGACGUUAUGUGUGGUAUAUAGGUGGUACAGAUUAGAAGAGCUAGAACCCGUGCAAUGAAGAUUCCCAAUCGCGUUUAGGAAAGUCAACAAAUUGAUUAGUUUAUCGAAGACGCAAAACUAUUUAAAGCAAUAUACAAAAUGACGGAAGAAGAUUCGGUAUUCGAUCCUACUUUAAAAAAGAAGAAGAAGAAAAAGAAAACUACUUUUGAUCUUGUCGCUGCAUUUAAUGAAGUUGGUAAUAGUGGGGACACAAUGGAAACUACCGGUGACAAAGAAAACCAGGAACCAGAGCCUCCUGCACCUGCAGAGGACGAUGAUCCUUUGGACUUAGAAAAUUUUGGAAGAAAGAAAAAGAAGAAGAAAAAAGCAUUUAAUUUAGACGAACUGGAUGCAGCUUUACCGGAUACAAAGAAGGAGGAUGUUAUUGAACCACAAGCAGAGGAAGUUGCUGUGGACAACACUUUCGACCUGGAUAUGGACUUCUCUAAAACUAAAAAGAAGAAAAAGAAAAAGAAAGAUUUAGAUGAGUUAGUGGCAGAGGAAGAGCGUAAAGAAAUUGAAGAUAAAGAAAAUGGCUGCAUUGAAUCUGAGCGAAAUGCAGAGCAUGAGGAAACAAGUUUAUGGUUCGGAUCGGACAGAGACUAUACAUAUGAUGAAUUGUUGGUAAGAGUAUUCAACAUAAUGAGGGAAAAGAAUCCUGAUAUGGUUGCUGGAAAGAAACAGAAAUUUGUUAUGCGUCCUCCUCAAGUAGUACGUAUAGGUACCAAGAAAACAUCUUUUGCUAAUUUCACAGAAAUAUGUAAAACACUUCAUAGGCAACCAAAACAUUUACUUGACUUUCUACUCGCUGAGUUAGGAACCAGUGGUUCUGUUGAUGGAAAUAGUCAACUUAUUAUUAAAGGUCGUUUCCAACAGAAACAAAUAGAAAAUGUUCUUAGGAGAUAUAUUAAGGAAUAUGUUACCUGUCACACAUGUCGCUCACCAGACACCAUUCUUCAAAAGGACACUCGACUAUUUUUCUUACAGUGCGAAACCUGUGGCUCAAGAUGUUCAGUAGCUAGCAUAAAAUCUGGCUUUCAGGCUGUUACAGGAAAACGUGCUGCUAUUCGAGCAAAAACUGCCUAAGAAAUUUUUCAUAUAUCCCAUCUAUCAAUUUUGUAGCAUAAUUUUCAAAUUGUCAGAGAUUUUUGUGUUAGAAUACAGUUUUUACUAUACCUAUUGUAACGGCGUGCAAUCUAAACACCUGUUUUUACUCGCAUGAAUUGAAUGUCGUCAGUUCCAAGAACAAAGUGAUUGUGAAAUUUUCCACCUAUGUUUUUUAUUAUUAAUCUAUACAGUCAAACCAAAAUUACGUGAGAAUUAUUUCAUAACGGAUUUCCUUUUAUAAUUUUCCUAAGCGAAACAUUUUUAGAAACUCAACUCUUCAAUUUUCAUUUUAUCACUUUUUCUUAAGUGAAAAUUUUGAAUAUACUGCCAGUCUUACAACUAUGAAAAAAGUAUGAAAUUUGAUUAGAUUUUAAUUAUUGAUGCAUUUUUUUUUGCAAUAUAUGAACAAGUGUAUAUUAAUUUAAUAGAUAUUGCUGACUGUUUCGUAAUUACAUUUUGAAUAGUAGUGAUAAAAUAAUGCAACAAUAUGAAACGCAUUGUUUAUCCAUUUGUCUACCACCGUGACACAAAAUUCUGUACAAAGAAUCUGCGCUUAAGUGAAGGAUGGUAUGGAUUACCAAUUGUUAAUGAUACAUUUAAGCACGUAAUAAUACUUUGUUAUAUCAUUUUGUGUAUACAAGAAAACAAAUUGUAACAUUAAAUUCGAAUACAUUAUUAUGUAUCGUAAAAAGUAUUAUUCUCGUAAUUAAUUAUGUUUUUGAAGGAUUAUCAUGGUAAAGUGUAAUGAUUUUUUUUCAAGCAAUUAAUAGUAACAUUUCUUAGCUAAUUUAUUCAUGUGUAUUUACUAGAUAAUAAAUUUAUUUUAAGAAGUCU
Nomia melanderi (Alkali bee) is the source of this 2010-nucleotide messenger RNA. The record is from RefSeq and is a predicted model, not a curated record. NCBI's taxonomy places the organism in Eukaryota, Metazoa, Arthropoda, Insecta, Hymenoptera, Halictidae.